Papaver somniferum (opium poppy) is the source of this 783-nucleotide messenger RNA. RefSeq lists its product as uncharacterized. The transcript is spliced from 6 exons. The record is from RefSeq and is a predicted model, not a curated record. Bases 1 to 783 code for a protein of 260 amino acids. NCBI's taxonomy places the organism in Eukaryota, Viridiplantae, Streptophyta, Magnoliopsida, Ranunculales, Papaveraceae.
AUGACUAGUAUAAUAGGGUUUUCAAGGAUGCCUAACUGGAGGUCAUAUUCAGCUCAUAAUCUAGCUCGUUCAACAUAUGUCAAAUUUUUUAGACACCAGCUAAUGAGCUAUGUAUUAUUAUCUGAUUCUGAUAACAAUAGAGUCAGAUUCAGAUAUAAUACUGAGUCAGAUUCAAACAUACUGGGUCAGAUUCAGUCGGAUAAGAACAAGGGUAAUUGGGAAAGUGAGAAGCCAUUAAGUCUCCCCCUCUCAGUCUCAUCAGUCAUCACUCUCUCCGUAGCUGCCUGCUUCAUCUUCUUCUCAUUGAAAGCUGCUCAGGGUGCCUGGCCUUACUUUCUUCCUACUCAAAUGAUGGAUAAUGGGGAUGUGGACACAGAGAAUUGUCCUUUAGAUCUCGGGAUGUUACCUCCUUGGGAAAUCACCGUUCCCCUUGCUGAUAUUGGGAAGCAAAAUAUCAAGAUCCCGUAUUCGGAUGGUACCCAUGUUGUUGGUCUCCCCCUUGGUUCAGAUGUUCCUAAAGUGAUUGCAUUCAAUUAUAAAACCUUGUUGUGUAUGGUAAACGGCAUGACUUCUAUGAUUACCAAUCUAACUCUAAAGUUAGAGCGACAACAGAAGGUUGCUGCUCGCCAUCUGGAAAAAAUGAGUCGCUACCGCCUUGAACUUGAGGAGUGGAAACGCACAGUAGGUCAUGGUAUGGCGGUUCUUCAGGAUCCUGUUUCUCCAUCCAAAAAGAGGAAGCUGAGUACAGAGGAAUCUGGUCCUUGUGAUACACACGAAGUUUGA